UACAGGCAGGAGUUUAAGGAACCACUUCUGGACGCCAACUCAGCCGGGACGACCGCAGCUCAGCAGAAGGACACACCGGCCAGAGGGAGACUCAGCGUCGGAGGACCCAGCGGAAAAAAGAUUCACCCAUCCCACAUCUCGGCCGCCCAGUACAUCACAGAGUCUCACCUCCAAGGCCCUGCCUCCUGUCUGAUAGCUGUGUGUGUGUGUUUGUGUGCAUGUUGUACGUGUGUUCAUGUCCUUGUUCUCCUGCCAAUUAGUGCAUUAGUAUGCAGGGUGUUUGUGUGUCAAACUUGUGGGUGUGCAUAUGUGUGUCUGUGCUCCUCCACGUUGCUAUUUCACAGCCCUCGACAGAAAGUGACACCUACACGGAAUGCACAGAUGGGUAUCACUGGGACCCUCAGACCGAGCACUGCAAAGACAUAAACGAAUGUGAGACCAUUCUGGAUGCCUGCAAAGGGGAGAUGAAGUGCUUCAACCACUACGGAGGGUACCUGUGCCUUCCCCGCUCUGCGUCAGUCAUCCCGGCUCCAGAGCCCCCCAUCACGCCCACCGAGCCCUUUAACCCCUGCCCUCUGGGCUACGAGCCACAGGGAGACAGCUGUGUGGAUAUCGAUGAGUGUGAGCGGGAUGAAGAUGACUGUCAGCCCAGCCAGCAGUGCAUCAACACCCUGGGUGCCUUCACCUGCCAGUGUCCGGACGGUUACCGCAAGGUUGGCACAGAGUGUAUCGACAUCGACGAGUGCAGGUACAGGUACUGCCAACAUCGCUGCGUCAACGUCCCCGGGUCCUUUUCUUGUCAAUGUGAACCUGGUUUCCAGCUGGCAGGAAACAACCGCUCUUGUAUUGAUGUGAAUGAAUGUGACAUGGGUGCCCCCUGCUCUCAGAGGUGUUACAACACAUAUGGCACCUUCCUCUGUCGCUGUGACCAGGGCUACGAGCUGGGGCCUGAUGGCUUCGCUUGUAAUGACAUUGACGAGUGCAGCUACUCCAGUUACCUGUGCCAGCACCAGUGUGUCAAUGAACCAGGGAAGUUCUCCUGCGUGUGCCCUGAGGGAUACCAGCUGCUGGGGACCAGACUAUGUCAGGAUAUAAACGAGUGUGAAACAGGUGAACACCAGUGUACCGAGUCACAGACGUGUGUGAACAUCCACGGGCGAUACCAGUGCGUGGACAGCAACCGAUGCCUAGAGCCGUAUAUCCAGGUGUCUGAGAACCGCUGCGUGUGUCCCGUCAGCAAGCCCGCCUGCCGAGAGCUUCCUUUCUCCAUCGUCCACCGCUACAUGACCAUCACCUCGGAGCGCUCCGUCCCCUCCGACAUCUUCCAGAUUCAAGCCACCAGCGUCUCUCCAGGGGCUUACAACACCUUCCGCAUCCGCUCCGGGGACGAGAACGGAGACUUUUACAUCAGGCAAAUCAAUAAUAUCAGCGCCAUGCUGGUGCUGGCCCGCGCUGUGUCCGGGCCCAGAGAGUACACGUUGGACCUGGAGAUGGUGUCCGUCAACCCUCUGCUCAGCUACCACGGCAGUUCCGCCCUCAGACUCUCCAUCUACGUUGGGCCUUACACCUUUUAAAGAGGAGGAGGAAGCGGAGGAAGAAGACGACUGGAGGGGACACAGAGAAGAGAUGGAGAGAAAGAGCUGAGGAGAAGCACAGAUGCAAAAGAAGCUGUAAAAAGAAGUGGUCGAUGCAGUUCAACCAGUCACUGUGAUGUCACACUUGUAGCUUUUUGUACUUGUACAAAGAAAGCCACACAUUUGUGUCAGUCCACCUUAUUACGUGUAAGAAUAUACAUGCAGUGCAGUAUACAGUAUACAGUAUUCAUGUAGCAGUAAUGUAUGAAAUACAGAGCAGCCUCAAAAUGAUAAGUCCAGUCCAAUUGUUCCCUCCGGUUUUUCAGUUUCCCUGGAUUUCCCUUUUCAUGUUAUUUUUCACUGCUCACUCGUCUGACAGCAUCAUUCUGACGUCCGAGUGUAAAAAGGGGAUUUAUUUUCUUCACACCUGCUCAGCGUGAUAACAAAUCUGUGCCGUGCUGCUGUCAGGUGGAGUGAUUCACUCCGGGCGUCACCACAUUAAUCCGUCUCGUCCGGUUUACAUCCUUAUCUUUGGUUCCACUCUGUCACUUCAUUCCCGUUUUCCUUUUCACAGACGCGAUUCAGUAACCACUCAUAUCAGACCUCAGCAUCCAGGCUCCUCCUUCACCCUCCACUGUUCAUCCUCUACCAUCGAGCUCUCCCUUAACUGCCGUUUGUCGGAUUGCCACGUGUUGUACUUUGUAUUUUCUUUGUCUAAGAUUUGAACCCAAAUAAAACAAUGUACCUUAA
Messenger RNA from Limanda limanda (common dab), 2324 nucleotides. It is a transcript of the gene efemp2a, whose product is annotated as EGF containing fibulin extracellular matrix protein 2a. The transcript is spliced from 11 exons. Bases 270 to 1574 code for a protein of 434 amino acids. NCBI's taxonomy places the organism in Eukaryota, Metazoa, Chordata, Actinopteri, Pleuronectiformes, Pleuronectidae. The record is from RefSeq and is a predicted model, not a curated record. Gene Ontology annotation, molecular function: calcium ion binding.